Molecule: messenger RNA, 2533 nt
Organism: Musa acuminata AAA Group (dessert banana)
Lineage: Eukaryota; Viridiplantae; Streptophyta; Magnoliopsida; Zingiberales; Musaceae
Product: ultraviolet-B receptor UVR8-like
Exons: 6
Coding region: 625-2229 (534 amino acids)
Source: RefSeq, a predicted model, not a curated record
CGGUCCUCUCGUUCCCCCCUUUCUUCCCACUUCUUCCUCAUCUCAUCCCAUUCUUCCCCUCGAUUCCCUGCGGUCUUAAUCUAUAUUUGAUCCCGAUUCAAAGAACACAAGUGCUCCGAUCGCUUCCAUUUUCCGAAUCGGACUCUGAUCUUCGAUCGGGGAGAGGAACAGGGAGAAGGCCAAGGGAGGAGCACACGAAGCAAUCGCCCUACUGUGGGUCAGUCGGCCGCAUCCUAGACUUCAGGGGGAAUCAGUGGAUGUUCUGCUGCCUUUGAUGUGUACUGCGCGUUCCCCGUCGUUGCCUUGCUCCAUCUGACUUGAUAUAGACCGUAAAAAUCCGAUCUUUUCUCCUGCCUCUGUUUCUCUGCCUGGGCCUCUCCAUCUGUCUCUUCCCGUGGAAUUUGGUCUCUUUUCUUUGUGAAGGAUGUUUUCGAUCCGUGGUUUUGAUGACGAACCGACUCCAAGAUGCAAUUGCUUUUUUUGGUUGAACGAAGGAUGUGGUGUUCUGUGUUCAUCGGUGUUCGAUUGUGUUGUUCGUAUGGACUGCUGCUUUGGAGUUAGUUGAACGAGGAUAUAGCCUUGGAUUGGAUUCACUCUACUGCUUGAUCCUUGGGCACUUGCCCGAUGGAUCCCACCACUAGUGGUAGCAGUUCUUCCCUACCGUUUCAGACCAUUGUAGAUCCAUCCCUUUCUUUGGUGCCCCCAUUGCAGCGAACCUUCAAACGUGUGCAGAGGCAUUGCUUUGGUGACUCGAACCCAGGGGAAUUCCCCUUGGCUGAAACCCCCUCUAUCGUUCUCAUUAUUCUAACCAAUUGCGAUUUGGAACCCCGGGAUCUUGCUAAUCUGGAGGCAACAUGUACAUUUUUCAGAAAGCCUUCAAAUUUUGCUCCUGAGGUCCAGUUAUCUAUCACAGAGCUCGCAGCAUUAGACAUGUGCCAGGAAAGGGCCAUCUUCAAGCCAAUGAAUUCAGAAGAAAAAGAACUUCUUAAACAACGCUGUGGGGGAUCUUGGAAAUUAGUUCUUAGGUAUAUAUUGGCAGGUGAGAUAUGUUGCCGGAGAGAAAAGUCUCAGGCAAUUGCGGGUCCUAGUCACAGCAUUGCCGUGACUUCAUCUGGAUCUGUAUAUUCCUUUGGAUCCAACAGCUCAGGACAGCUCGGCCAUGGCACCUUGGAGGAGGAAUGGAGGCCACGACUUAUAAGAUCGCUGCAAGGCAUUCGGAUUAUACAAGCAGCCGCCGGAGCAGGGCGAACAAUGCUGAUCAGUGAUGCUGGACAGGUUUAUGCUUUCGGGAAGGAAUCAUUUGGUGAGGCAGAACACACAAUUGAAGGGUCCAAGGUUGUCACUACACCGCAACUGGUGAAAUCAUUGAAAGACAUAUAUGUGGUUCAGGCAGCAAUAGGAAAUUUCUUCAGUGCAGUUCUUUCUCGAGAAGGCAGGGUCUACACUUUCUGUUGGGGAAAUGAAUCAAAGCUCGGUCAUCGCACAGAACCAAAUGACUUGGAGCCACAUCCGCUAUUGGGUCCUCUUGAGAACAUACCAGUGGUUCAGAUUGCCGCUGGCUACUGUUACCUUCUAGCACUGGCAUGUCAACCAAGCGGCAUGUCGGUCUACUCUGUGGGCUGUGGCUUAGGAGGGAAACUUGGGCAUGGUUCCAUGACUGAUGAGAAGUAUCCAAGGUUGAUCGAGCACUUCCAGACUUUAAACCUGCAGCCUAGGGUGGUUGCAGCUGGUGCCUGGCAUGCUGCCGUCGUGGGACAAGAUGGGCGGACAUGUACAUGGGGAUGGGGGCGCUAUGGGUGCUUGGGCCAUGGGAAUGAGGAGUCUGAAUCUGUUCCCAAGGUCGUGGAAUCCUUGGACAACAUAAAGGCUGUACAUGUCGCAACGGGCGACUACACUACAUUCGUUGUUUCUGAUACUGGGGAUGUUUACUCAUUUGGUUAUGGAGAAUCCUCAAGUUUGGGUCAUUCCUCCGUCAUUGAUGGACAGGGUAACAGACAUGCCAAUGUACUCAGCCCAAAAUUAGUGACUUCACUUAAGAACAUCAAUGAGAGGGUAGUGCAGAUUAGUCUCACCAACUCGGUCUACUGGAACGCGCAUACCUUUGCUCUAACAGAUUCCGGGAAACUGUAUGCAUUCGGAGCGGGUGAUAAGGGGCAGCUCGGCACUGAACUUCCUGCACAGCAGACCGAAAGAGCGAUGCCAGAGCAAGUCAACAUCAAUCUUAGUUAGUUCAGUCGCUUCGUGUCCUGACGCCCUGCUGAUUCUUUGCAGUUCCAUUCAAUUGCUUCCAGCACUAAUCAAAAUCUCCUCUUGUUCAUAUGACUAUAGCUUGAUCUGUUCAUAGUUCAUGAAGUGUAUAUAACAGUGAACCUCGUUAGAUGAUGCAUCCUUGCAGUUCAAGGAAGUCUCAACAGGUGAAGCACUUUGGAUCCUUCAAAUGUAUAAAGCUGACAAAUGUACUUAGGUAAUUUAAUUUGCAGUGUACCAAAUUGUUUGCCUUCUUUUUUCUAAUUCAAUGGUUCAUAGAUUCAAA